Messenger RNA from Menidia menidia (Atlantic silverside), 4254 nucleotides. Lineage: Eukaryota; Metazoa; Chordata; Actinopteri; Atheriniformes; Atherinopsidae. The record is from the annotation of a GenBank genome assembly.
UUGUUGGGUUUGUGUUUGUGUCUUGCAGGUCGGGUCGUCACACCUCACACUAUGUUGGGUUACUUACCUCACAGGGGCGGCAGUCCUCUUCUCUGCCUGUGGGUGUUGCUUUUGCCCCUGGUCUCCCUGCAGUCCCCUAACCGCCACAGGUCUCCGGAUCAGGGUGUGGAGGACCGGCCCAAGCUGCUGCUGGUGUCCUUUGACGGUUUCCGCUGGGACUACAUUUACCGCGUCCCCACGCCUAACUUCCGCAGCAUCAUGGAGGAAGGGGUGAAAGUUGAGUACGUGGAGAAUGCUUACAUCACCAAGACCUUCCCCAACCAUUACAGCCUGGUGACGGGGCUGUUUGCCGAGUCGCACGGCAUCGUGGCCAACGAGAUGUACGACCCCGCUCUGAACUUGUCUUUCUCCAUGGAGACGGACAGCAUUUACGAUUCAAGGUGGUGGGACGAGGCCGUGCCUCUCUGGGUGAGCAUCCAGAAGGCCGGAGGCCGAAGCGGGGCGGCCAUGUGGCCGGGGUCCGAUGUCGAGAUCCACGGCAUGUUCCCCACGCAGUACCUCCAAUACAACGCGUCCGUCUCCUUUGAAGCCCGCGUGAGGAAGGUAGUCGAGUGGUUCUCUGCACCUGAAGGGGAAGCGGUGGAUUUUGCAGUGCUGUACUGGGAGGAGCCGGACGAGAGUGGCCACAGACUGGGACCACAGAGCCCACUAAUGGACGAGGUCAUCGCGGGAAUCGACGAGAAGCUCGGCUUCCUCUUGAAUGAGCUCAAGAAAGCCGGCCUGUACGAGAAAGUGAACCUCAUAGUGACCAGUGACCAUGGGAUGGCACAGCUUUCUCCUGAGAAGAUCAUAGAGCUGGAUGAGUAUGUGGACAGGGACCUGUACACCUGGGUGGAUAAGAGUCCUGUGGUGGGAAUCCUCCCCAAAGAAGGGAAGCUCGAUGAGGUGUACGGCUCGCUGGUGGACGCCAACCCGAACAUGGCGGCCUACAAGAGAGAGAACAUUCCGGAGCACUUCCAUUAUCGGCACAACAUCAGGAUCAUGCCCAUCCUCUUAGAGGCCAAGGAGGGGUGGACCAUCAUGCAGAACCGAACAGGACACUUCAUGCUGGGGAAUCACGGCUACGACAACACCAUACGAAACAUGCAGCCCGUGUUCGUGGCCCGUGGGCCGGCCUUUCGCCAGAAUUACCUCAAGACUUCCAUGCGCUCUGUUGACCUUUACCCUCUCAUGUGCCACAUCCUGUCCAUCCACCCUCUGCCAAACAACGGCUCUCUCCAGUUUAUUCAGGACCUCUUGUCGUCGGAACCAACUCCCUCCACGGCCACCCCACCACACCAAACCAUCGCUCCUAAGGUUAGCGGCUACUCCUACGCCCCGGUUAUAGGUUCCUUCAUCGGUGUGGUCAUGGUGUUGGGCUUCUUAGUGGUCUACAUCGUACUGGUGACUGUCAAACAGCGGCCCGUGCUAAAACACAGAAGCUGGGAGAUGUCGCAGCCUUUACUGCAAGAGGACUUGCACCUGUAGCUGAACAGAACGGAUGGCAGACGUAAAAGAAGAGCAGUAAUGCUCCCCAAGAUGUUCCCUAACACAGAAGCAUCCCCAUUGUUACACCUCUAAAUACGAUUGUGCUGCUUUUUUUUGUUGAUCUUAGGGCAAGAAAAUCUAAUCUAACCUCCUAAUCAGGUAUAGAGACCGAAUAAUUGCCACAUUUGCAGGGUUUGCUUCUGGUUUAGGAUUAACUCAAAUAAUAAACCUUUAAAUGUGUUCUUAGUGGCAUUUCUUUGAUUGUGAGUUUUACCAAAUAUCAUGUCGACAUUUACAUUAUCACUUAAAACAUAGAGAUUCAGUACUAAGAGUGGAAUUAUGGCUUGUGGUUUUAUCAAAUCUGGACAUUGAUGGCCCUUUUCCACUGGUACUUGCUCAGUGAGGCUAGUUAUUUUUUGGUUUUCCCUGCCAUUGGCCCUACUCGACCAAGUAGGUGAUAAAGUCCUAGGGGAAAUUCCCUGAUAGUUUUAACAACGCAGCAAGAGUGCAAAUGACUAUAGACUGGAGCCAGCAUCACAAGGUAUACUAUUGCAGUGUCAUUUUUUUCUGCAUUUUGUUUAAAGUCGCAUAAAAAAAACACAGGACUUCUAGGCUGGCUUUCUGUAAUCAUGCCAAUGACAUUGACUUUAUUCUCCCUUGUGAGGGAAAACGACCCAAACCAAGUCGAGCUGAGUUGAAUAAAGUCGAGAGUCGAGUACCAGUGGCACCAGUGGAAAAGGGCAAAUAGAAGCCACAUCUGUGACUUGGAUAAGAUCAAGAUAAAGUCUUUCUAAAGAAAAAAAAACAACUGUUAACCAAAAGUGCUCAUAGUCAUUCUUCAGAGUUCAUGCUUUUCACAAAUCUUUAAUGGUAAUUCUCGUCAAGUCAACGAGCGUCCUUGUAGACCACCUUGUGGAGGUCUCUGUCUGUAGUAAAAAGUUGUACUUGGCACUUGUGUUUUUCUGUAUGUGUCCCUAGAUAAGAUAAAUGUUAGACACGAAGCCGCUGAGUUGCACAAGUUGCAAUGCUACGAAUGCAGUGUUAGCUAUUGCCUCUAAGGCAACUAAAGCUAACUGUGGAGCCUUUCUUUUUUUUCCAUUUGUCCUUUUUAUAUUUAACUGAAUGUCCUUUUAGAUUCAAAGUCUGUUCGAUUAAAUGCCUCAGUUUUUAGCUCAGAAUGAUUCUGAAUGGAACCACAUCUACUCUCUCCGUUUGAAGUCUGAAAUCGAUUUCAGGAAAAAACUGAUUGGCCUUUAUUGCAGCACUCCAGCACGUUCACAGAAAAGUGUAGAACUGCGCACACCUUCAGACAAUCUUACCCUAAAGGCAUUCAUAGUGUAUCUCAGUUGUAUGCAAGAAAAUAUAAGUCAAAUUAAGAAAAGGGAAUGUGGGCUGGGAUACAAAGUUCCAGAGGUUUUUAAUGUUUUAGCUGUUGAACUAUGGGCACAUGUGAGCCAUGCUGACCGCUCCGCAGCUCAACAGCGGGAGUUUAAGAGUUUUCGACAUUUUCAAAUCUAUGCAAAACGGAUUUGUAUGUCUCGAAGCAAAGACGGAUCGGUUCGUUGUCCGAGCACCGAACAGGAUGUUAUUUUGAACUAUAAAUGCUGUGAUUAUUCUAAAGUAUUCAGUUGCCUCCUGUAGUUUCAGGAGGCUGGCUGUAGAUACUGUUUCCCUUUUUUCCACUAUGUGUCCGGCAACUUCUCACGUGUGGACUUCAUUCUAGGAGCAAAUCACAUCAUUACUUUGUUAUUGCUUGUUUUUUUAGCAGUCGGUUACCAUUUGCCUUUAAAAAAAAAAAAACCUUAGAAGCGUUUGUUUGUUUGUGUGCCAGUCAAAUUUUUUUUUUUGUGUAGAAUUUGCUUUUAGAGGGCACUUUUUUCCCCUGUAAAGAUGUCUACAUAGCGCCCUCCUUGUCAUUUGUUGGCUUGUCAUAACCGUGACCAUAUUGUUGGUGAAACGUGAAGUGCAAUUGCUAUUGGUCCGUUUAUUGUCUUAGGGAUUUUAGGUUUUAUCGUUGUUUGGUUGAGAAGACUUGUGCCAACGUGACCUGCUAGAACUGAACCCCUAAUUUGCACUAAAGGAUUGAAGCGAGUGAGGACGAAGGGGCGUUCUUUGGAGGCUUUGUAGAACAUGCAGCUGAUUCUUUGCACUUAUACUUUGUCGUCAGUGUUUGCAACUCUUACAAGAAAAAAAGGUCAGUGCCUCUUGCUUAAAGAUUUUUUUUGAUUGAUGUAAUUAUAGAAUUAGACAGAAGAUGCAGAAUCCAAAUGAAUUACUCCUGAUAUUUCUUUCCACUUUGUUCAAGAAACUUCGAGGCAUUGAAUUACACCUGUGGCCAAAAAGAAAUGACAUCACUGUGAUAUGUGCUUUUUAAAGAGGCUGAAAUUCAUAUAUUUAAAACAUUUCUAUGGGAAUUGCUAACUUUCUGAUCGCUUAAAUGUUUUAGUACGGAAAAGUGUUAUCUGACAAUUAUUCCCUUGUCGGCAGAGAAAAAAUAUAUCCAGACUAUAUUUCAAAAUUAUUCUUUUAAAAUUGUUUUGAAAACAAUUACUAUUAUCAGUGUGUUAUUUCCUUGGAUUUGAGAUGUGGAAAUUUAAUAUGACUGACAAAUGAUCUAUCUUUCCCAUGUUGGUGCAAUUACAGAGUCUUCUGAAAAUAAAAGGACUUAUACAAAAAACUCUCUUCUGUGUUUUUUUUUUUUUUUUCUUAAGUCACGCUCUUGUAGAA